CAGCCAGUGACACACAACACAACAUCAGCCCUCGCAGCAUCCGCAUCUCACGGCCAGGAGGACCAGGAGCACAUCUUCAUCCAGGCAUCCAUUCCACAACUGCCUCCCACCGCCUACACCAGGAGUGUUCAUCCACCGCUUGCUUCCUCUUUUCUUUUCUGCAUCAGCUCGGAUUAUUUUCUUUGUUGCAUUUAUAUUCUCCGAAAUGGUUUUACGUUUUAAUCGCGUCUUGUAAGGAAAAACAAGCUCGGGACGCAGAGCAUCAUCGUUACAACGCAGUUCUACCCCCAUUGAACAGGAAAUCUGCAGCGGCCAUCCGGAGACACAAGCAGAGAGCUGAAUUACAGCAGCUCACAGGACAAUUUCCUGCUUGGCUUUAGAUGCCAAGCGGCAGCCUGUAGCCCGGGACUCGCUUUGAGACCCUCAGGAUCUCCCCUGGCAGACGCUCUUCUGACCCAGUGCGGCUAAAGCCCCUGGACGCCCGCCCUCAGUCACCAUGGGAACCGUGCUGUCUUUGUCACCCAGCUACCGAAAGGCGGCUCUCUUUGAGGAUGGCCCGGCCACUGUGGGCCACUACACAGCCGUCCAGAACAGCAAGAACGCCAAAGACAAGAAUCUGAAGCGGCACUCACUCAUCAACGUUCUCCCAUGGAAGCGGAUUGUAGCCGUGUCGGCCAAGAAGAAAGGCUCCAAGAAGGUGCAGCCCAACGGCAACUACCAGAACAAUGUCACCCACCUGAACAAUGAAAACCUGAAGAAGUCGCAGUCAUGCGCCAACCUGUCCACCUUCACCCAGGAUCAGAGCACUCCAGCUCUCACCAAGAGCUCCAACAACACAGUGUCGUCUGUCAAGAAGGCCCCCCUGGCCAACUCCAACGUGGCCCCUGGGACCCCAAAGAGAGUGAUUGUCCAGGCCUCCACCAGCGAGCUGCUGCGCUGCCUCGGGGAGUUUCUGUGCCGGCGUUGUUACCGCCUGAAACACCUGUCACCCACUGACCCAGUGCUGUGGCUGCGCAGCGUCGACCGCUCCCUGCUGCUGCAAGGCUGGCAGGACCAGGGAUUCAUCACCCCUGCCAACGUGGUCUUUGUCUACAUGCUGUGCCGCGACGUGGUCUCCUCCGAGGUGGCCACGGAGCACGAGCUGCAGGCCGUGCUCCUCACUUGCCUCUACCUGUCUUACUCCUACAUGGGCAACGAGAUCUCCUACCCUCUGAAACCCUUCUUAGUGGAGAGCUCCAAGGAGACCUUCUGGGACCGCUGCCUGUCCAUCAUCAACCUGAUGAGCUCAAAGAUGCUCCAGAUCAACUCCGACCCACACUACUUCACUCAGGUGUUCGCCGACCUGAAGAACGAGAGCCAGAAGGAGGAGGAGAGGAGCCGUUUGCUCAUCGGCCUGGACCGGAGGGUGAGGGCCAUCGCCUGACUGGCUUUCUUCAUGCAUCGUGGAUGAACAUGCAUCCCCGGCUGCAAACUCCUGGCUCUUUGGAAUGCCGACACCACAUCCCCUUCAUUCAUACGGAUACGACUGGACAUUUUUGUUUGUUUGUUGCCUGCAAUGCAUAUCUGAAAGAACAGCAGGGGCCGUCAAAGCUGGAUCCACUUUAUUGUUGUGGGUUUCUGUUUGUGGCUUUGCAACAGGACUGCACAAGGGAAGACUGAAUGGACAAUAAGCAAACACUGCAUUGUGGGACUUUUGAUAAGAAGACCAGAGGACGUGUGGCCCAUGAUGAGUGGUCAUACUGUGUGUGUGUGUUCAGAAACACCUGCUUUAUUUUCUUCUAGACAAAAAAAUAAAAGAACAAGUUAAUGGCUGUUUUACUCCCCAGAGGCUUACACCUAUGGAGGCUUAUUUAUUGCUUUUCUGGAACAAGUUUUCUUUCAAUUCUUUUUUUUCUUUUUUUUUUUUUACUUAGAAAUGUAAUGUUUUGCACGUGUGCCAUGCAAUUUUACAGAGUUUCCGGGAGGGCAGGAGCAACUAUUACUUUUCUUCUUUUUACUUGAUUUGUAAUCCAACUGCAUCUGCAUUAGAGAAUGCUGUGAACAAAGUGACACUAGUUUUUUUAGCUAUGCUUGCUAAAAUAGGCUAUUUGUUUACAAGGGAAAUUCUUUUUGUACUUUUGUCUAUAGGUUGUGUUGCAACCACUUUGGAAUGAUUUUUGUGCUUAUGAUUCAGCGUAGAAAAUGUUAAAACAGUGCCAUAUCUUUGAUGAAAAUCCCACAGGUCUGAGAUACUGGACUGUUUGUCUGGCUGUUGACUGAUCGGGUGGGUUUUCUGGUAACUACUUACUGACACCUAAUUUAUUGCCAUUUAUGUAUUUAUUUAGGCACAUUUAAUGUAAAUGAGAUGAGAGACGUUGAAAAGGGAAACACAUGGAGAGGCUACGGCUGGCUUAGCAGGUGUGCUUAUCUUUGGUGGGAAUGAAGAUUGAUCUGGUUUACGCAAAUGAAUGUUGUAGGAUUGUAUUGAUGAAUACCCAAUUGAAAAUCCCUUGGGUCGAAACCAAUGUCAAAUCUGACCAUCACCAAAGUGACAUCAUCAAGGACACCUUGACAGAACAACACAUCAUUGACUUUACUUUAAGAAAAUGUCCUAAGAACAUCUUUGGCCUGCACGAUGAGCUAACCCAACCUGCUGUCCCACAUAUCAGAGAGAAAGCACACACAUUUUUCCAGGGGAAUAAAUUAUUUCAGUGACACUCGUUCAGCAUCACUGCAGGAAAGCACAGCUUACCUUGAGGAUAAUCCAUCAGCAUCACCUCUUUGUAAAUCAAACGGGAGGUGACAUCACAUUAGAGGGGCUGUAGGAGAUGAGGUGACCUCCACAGGAACAAUCACAUUUUCAAUCACACUGCAGUGUGCGAUGGCAACGACGUCCAAACCAGGAAGCAUGCAGAACAACUGAGACACGUACUGUUUUUAUUUUCUAGGAGUACAUGAAGCUACUUAACUGCAGCCACAAUGACUGCAAUCAUUGGAGAAACGACAGUAUUUCCAUCUAGAAAUGUGUGAGAAAUGUUUUUACUGGUUUUCACAUCUCAAUAUGGACAAGUUGUGCGCACUCUCUUUCUUUCACAGUGUUCUGAAAAUUGGUCUAAAAAGCAUGACGGACUUUUGGUCCCAACAAUGGAAGGCUCGUCUCUGCUGCAGUGUUACUGUGAGGCAGAGAAGAGCUCUGAGGGACACCACCUGAGCUGUGGGACUGUGUCCACCAUGUGGAGUUAGAUCAGAUCACUUGGAGUGUUUGUACUGGCACAACAGGGGGACACGCACUUUGGACGGGCUUCUGCUCUGGCAGAUUAAAGCAGGGCAUCGGGCUAAAGGGCCUCAAUAAGAAUCUCUCUGUCCACCGGGUUGAAAUGUGCCAUUCAUUUCCACUUUGCAUCAUUGAGUAGUUGUUUGAGAAAAUACUUUCAGAAUCUUAUAAAAUAUGAAAAAAAGACUCGAGUGAUAGUUAAAGACUUCUGUCAAAUUCUUUUCUGUAUCUCGUUGCGUACUUUGUAGAUUUAAAGAAAAAAAACAACAACAAAAAAAAACAAAACAGUGGUCAAGAACUCCAAAAAGAGAGGCAUUGGAUGGCUGCACAUGUGCGCGAAUGUGUGUGUGUGUGUGUGUGUGUGUGUGUGAGAGAGAGAGAGAGAGAGAGAGCGACUGACAGCGUUUUAUUUGUACAGAAGAAUGUGUGACAUGUUGUUUUCCUACACACAUGGAGCAUACACCAACCACACCAGUACCUGGACUUGAGGGAGGGGUGUCGAUGCUGUUCAAUAAAAAUGUUCCUUUUCUUUUUCUGUUCUUUUGAAAAAGACAAACAAGCUGUUGCUGUAAUUGAAACUUUUUUUCUGUUGGUUUCUGCUUAUUUUAAUUUAUUUUUGUACUGUGAUGGAAAAAUAAAAUGCACUGAUCGUUCAAGGCCACCACUUGUCUCUUUGUGCCUCCAGCUGUGGACUGAUGUGCGCUCAUUUAGUUUUACAUUAUUCAACAUGUCUUUAAAAAACAAACAAACAAACAAUAAAAAACAACUUUAUUCAUACAAGGAAGUUUCACUGAGGAGGUUGCACACAUUCAUGCCCGGAAGCUGCCAUUA
Molecule: messenger RNA, 4084 nt
Organism: Scatophagus argus
Lineage: Eukaryota; Metazoa; Chordata; Actinopteri; Scatophagidae
Gene: cdk5r1b
Product: cyclin-dependent kinase 5, regulatory subunit 1b (p35)
Exons: 3
Coding region: 497-1423 (308 amino acids)
Biological process (GO): brain development; positive regulation of cyclin-dependent protein serine/threonine kinase activity; activation of protein kinase activity
Cellular component (GO): protein kinase 5 complex; cytoplasm
Molecular function (GO): cyclin-dependent protein serine/threonine kinase activator activity; protein kinase binding
Source: RefSeq, a predicted model, not a curated record